Messenger RNA from Bufo bufo (common toad), 1566 nucleotides. RefSeq lists its product as uncharacterized. The transcript has 4 exons. The record is from RefSeq and is a predicted model, not a curated record. Lineage: Eukaryota; Metazoa; Chordata; Amphibia; Anura; Bufonidae. The coding region runs from base 1 to 1566 and encodes 521 amino acids. Gene Ontology annotation, molecular function: DNA binding. Gene Ontology annotation, biological process: DNA recombination; DNA integration.
AUGUCGGUGGAAGAGAUGCUGGAGAGGUUGCGGCGAGAGGCGGAGGUGAGGGGGCCUGGCUGGCUGCAGGAACAGGUGGGUGCCUGCAUAGUUUCGCCUGCUCCUGUGGCUACCCCCAUUGCUAGGGCUGCCCGGCUGCGGCGGAGUAUACCGCCGGCGCGCCUAAGCCCUGAAAUCACCCCCCGGGCCCGGCGCCGAAUAGGGAGCCCCCCUGUGGACCCUCGGCGGCGGAGAGCGGCCGCUCAGCCUUCUGCGAGCCGCUCUCGCCGUGGGAGGAAUCCCGAUUCUCGGCGGGGCCCUGUGAGGAGCGGGACGCCCCUUCCCCCGUUCCCUGCAGCAGUGGACUUGGAGGCGGGACCAGGAACGGUGGACCGGCCCAGUCCUUCCUUAAGCGGGCGGUCCACUCGGCGUUCAGAAAGUAUCCGGGUUCCUCGGGCUGCUCUGAUGGGAGAGGAAUACCAGGGCAGGCCCAGAGAAGAUGUUAGCAGUGUGGAGGAAGAUCCCCUUGCGGUGGCGGGUGCUGCGGUAUCGUCCAGGCGUCCAGCUAGCGUGGUGCAGAGGGUCGUGCAGAUGGUCCAAGAAGAGCAGCCGUCGACAUCCAGGAGCUUUGACGGUGAAGUGUCGUUACGGCGGGAGUCAGGAUCUACGGCAGCGGGAGUCACAGCGCCCGUGGUGCCUGUGGGAGCGGUUUCGGCUUCUUGCGCCAGAAGCAGAGCUGGAAGGUCUGGAGUGUCCGCCGUGGCUGUGGGGGAUCCUGGAGGAGAAGUGAUGGGGAUGUUGAGGGAUUCGUUGAGCCCGGGUACUUGGAGGGAGUAUGGUAAGGCGUGGGCGACCUGGGAAACUUGGAACGGAUCCUGGGGGGCUGGUGUUGAGGAUGGGGAUGUGAGGUUGUUGAUGUUGUUAGGACAGUUGAAGGGCGAGGGGUGGUCGGUGUCAAAGGUGAAUCAUUUGAUUGCGGGGGUUGCGUUUGGUCUUAAGUUGCGGGGGUUGCCGGAUUUGACUAAGGGUUUUUUGGUUAGGCAGGUGUUGAAAGGGUGGCGUAGGGGUGCAGGCAAGGUGCCGGAUUAUCGGAGGCCGGUGUCCUUUGAGUUGCUGGUGCAAAUGGGCGAUAAGUUGAGUUGUGUUUGUAGUUCUGGAUGGGAGUUAGUGCUGUUCAGGGCUGCAUUUGCUUUGGCGUUUUUCGGUGCUUUUCGCUUGGGGGAGUUGGUGUGUGAUAGUGUGAGUAGAGCGGGGGGACUUAGGAGUGAAGAUGUUGAGUUAGCGGGGGAUAGGGUGUAUGUCCGGAUUCGGAGGUCAAAGACUGAUCAGGAGGGCAGGGGGCAGCGGUUUACGUUGUUCCCGGUACCAGGUUGUAGUAUGUGUCCGGUGCGGUGUGCAGGUUCUUAUGGGGCAGGGCUACAGCGUCGGACGGUGACGGCUUUGGUAUGGAUUCUGGGGCACUCCUAUGUGUUCUGGGGUGCGAUCAGAGCAGAUGUGAGGCCGAGUGGGCGACAGUUGGGUUUUAGUCCGGAGUGUGCUACGAUGUCUUAUGAAGGAGCAAAGGACAAGCAGGAGAAGAGGCAGUAA